AUGAGUUCAAAGUCAGCAGCAGCCAUCCUCCAGCGGCAGUUCAGAGACUUGACGGACCCCAAGAAGGGCAUCCCCUCAUUCCACAUCGAGCUUGACGACGACAACAUCUUUUUAUGGAACAUCGGCAUCAUGGUGCUCAACAAGGAGUCCAUGUACCACGGGGGGUUCUUCAAGGGCCAGAUGCGUUUCCCUGCUGACUUUCCUUUCUCGCCCCCAACGUUCCGUUUCACGCCCGCCAUCUACCACCCCAACGUGUACCGUGACGGCAGAUUGUGCAUUUCCAUUCUCCACCAGGGAGGUGACCCUACCUCGGACGAGCCAGACAGCGAGACGUGGUCGCCUGCUCAGACGGUGGAGCUGGUGUUGAUUUCCAUUGUUUCGCUUUUGGAGGACCCCAACAUCCUGCUGCCUGCCAACAUCGACGCUUCCGUCGAGUUGAGAAAGAGCCCCGAUGCCUACAAGAAGAAGGUUAUGCAAGAGGGCUUUGUGGUUCCCGAGAGCGAGGUCCACGCCUACGGUGCCGGUUCGGGCGCCAAGGACGUUGAGCAGGAGCCUGUGGACGAGGACUUCUGGUACGACAGCGAGGAGGAGAGUUUUGAUGAGGAAAGCCUCAUGGAUGACAUGGACGAGGUUGAGGACGACGUCGAAGAGGAGAGCGACGUUGACAUGGUGGUGAAGUGA
Candidozyma duobushaemuli is the source of this 681-nucleotide messenger RNA. RefSeq names its product SCF E2 ubiquitin-protein ligase catalytic subunit (gene CDC34). NCBI's taxonomy places the organism in Eukaryota, Fungi, Ascomycota, Pichiomycetes, Serinales, Metschnikowiaceae. The transcript is spliced from 2 exons. The coding region runs from base 1 to 681 and encodes 226 amino acids. Gene Ontology annotation, biological process: proteasome-mediated ubiquitin-dependent protein catabolic process; protein polyubiquitination. The record is from RefSeq and is a predicted model, not a curated record. Gene Ontology annotation, molecular function: ubiquitin conjugating enzyme activity.